Messenger RNA from Apis laboriosa (Himalayan honeybee), 6369 nucleotides. RefSeq names its product MAP kinase-activating death domain protein (gene Rab3-GEF). The record is from RefSeq and is a predicted model, not a curated record. Bases 229 to 6084 code for a protein of 1951 amino acids. The transcript has 33 exons. Gene Ontology annotation, cellular component: cytosol. NCBI's taxonomy places the organism in Eukaryota, Metazoa, Arthropoda, Insecta, Hymenoptera, Apidae. Gene Ontology annotation, molecular function: guanyl-nucleotide exchange factor activity. Gene Ontology annotation, biological process: regulation of Rab protein signal transduction; regulation of apoptotic process.
CGCCAGUGUGGUAUCGUCAUUUAGGCGAUACGGAAUGUAGUCUCGUGAAUGUGUGGAUGAAAACGGCGAUUUUCUAUUUGAAUCUCCGUUAUCAACGAUACAUGUGAAAGACCAAGUGAAGAAUGAUAUAGUCAUGAACCGAUCAGGAGGCGAUCCUGAUAAAAAGCCGAUGGCUCAGAUAACUCGUGCACAUUGCAUAAAACGGUGACAGAGCUGUAAAUUACAGCGAUGGAUAUACAAAAAAAGCACCUGUGCCCCCGCUUGGUGGAUUAUCUCGCCAUUGUGGGGGCCAGACUGCCCUCAGUCUCUCGUCAGCCUGUGCAGGUUCCAGAAUUAUUGCGAAGAUAUCCGGUGGAAGAUCACAAAGAUUUUCCAUUACCGUUGGAUAUGGUUUAUUUCUGCCAACCUGAAGGUUGCACUAGCGUGGGCCCGAAACGCACAGCUUUACGAGAGGCUACUUCCUUUACUUUUACACUCACGGAUAAAGAUUCCGGGAAAACUCGCUAUGGGAUCUGUGUAAAUUUUUAUCGACCAAUAGAAAGGGUAGGAGUUGCAGUUGGAAGUGGGGUCUCAAUGAAAAGAGACAAAUACAAUACCACAUUUCGAAGGGAAAGUUGGAGGAAAAGUAUGGAAAAGAGCACAGAUUCUGCCUUUUCUAGCGACUAUAGGAGCAGUGCAAUUGGUCCUAGUGACUCUGAAAAAGAUUGUCCGAGUAGUAGAAGAGACUCUGACACUUCGCAUAUUCCAAGUGCACCGAGAUUAGGUAUCACUGCACCAAGUGGAGACAGUGAAAGUGGAGGAAGUCAUUCUCCAUCUCCACGUGCUUCACGUAGACGACAGAGAAUACGAAAUCACUCGCUCACGUCGUUAUGUAUCAUCUCUCAUCAUCCAUUCUUUUCAAUGUUCCGGGAAUGCCUUUUCGUAUUAAAGAAGAUUAUCGACGCGUGCAAUGAGAGUUCCUCGCCGCAGAAAGUUGGUGCUUCUAGACAAACUAACAGAGAUACAGUGUGGAGCGUUUUAACGGGUCAAACACUGGAGGGAACACCAUCGAUAGUGUUGCACGAUGUUCGUGAGAUCGAGACAUGGAUAUUGCGAUUGUUAAGCAGUCCUGUUCCAGUUCCAACAAAAACACGCGUCGAGAUCGAGAUCGUGUCGCAAAGUAUGCAGCCACCACUCUGUUUUGCACUCCCAGAUCACACUAGAUUUUCUCUUGUUGAUUUCCCUCUGCAUCUACCCCUGGAACUUCUUGGCGUUGACAUAUGCUUGAAAGUCCUCACAUUGAUUCUCUUGGAGCACAAGAUCGUGUUACAAUCCCGUGACUACAAUGCCCUGUCGAUGUCUGUAAUGGCGUUCGUUACGAUGAUUUAUCCUCUGGAAUAUAUGUUCCCUGCAAUACCAUUGUUACCCACGUGCAUGAGCUGCGCGGAACAAUUGUUGCUUGCACCUACACCAUUUGUUAUCGGAAUACCCGCUACUUUUUUAUUGUAUAAAACGAACUUUAAAAUGCCCGAUGACAUUUGGCUAGUGGAUCUAGACAGCAAUAAAAUAAACCCACCUACUGGUCUGGGUGAUCAAUUGCCUCCAUUGCCCGAACCAGAAGGCACCGAAUUAAAGAACCACUUGAAACAGGCAAUGCAACUGAUGGACCAAACCGGCUCUGGUGCAAUGGCUAGUAUGUCAAUUCCGCAAAUACUAUCGCAAGAUACUUCUCCCAGGACUUCUCUGCAAGCUCCUAGCAGAAGAGAGAGUCUAACUUCUCAUUUGUCUACUUUGAGCGUAUCUUCAAUGAAGCAUAGGCCAAGCAUCGAUCACUAUUCCAGUCCAGCAAGUUCUCCAGGUGCCGGUGUGACUUCCAGUCACCGUCGCACCUCCAUGUCUCAAUCAGGUGGCUCUUCGUCGCCCCAGAAACCGUUCUCCUCGCAAACCGUGCAAUCUUUCAAUCCUUUCAUCUAUGGAAACGAUUUGGACUCGGUAGACGUUGCCACAAGGGUGGCCAUGGUUCGCUUCUUCAACUCGCAGAAUCUCUUGGCGAAUUUCACCGAGCACACGAGGACUCUGAGACUAUAUCCCAGACCCGUAGUCGCGUUCCAGAUCAAUUCUUUCCUUCGAUCAAGACCACGGACCAGUCAUUUCUUGAACAAAUUUGCCAGGACUCAGGCGGUUGAGUUUUUGGCCGAAUGGUCCCUUACACCGAGCAAUGUGGCGUUCUUGAGGGUGCAAACAGGGGUGUUCGAUCCGACUCAGAUAGGCGAUAAGCCGAAAUGGUAUGCCUCGAGUCUCGAGCCUAUUUAUUUUCCUGUUUGGGACAAUGGUAGCUCAUUGGCCAAUGCUCUGAAAGCAAUGAAGGAACACGAGAAUCAACCAACAGAUGAGAGUGGAUCUGAUUCGGAAGGUGCUGAAAGCACGAGCUCCUCUUAUUCCUCGUUGAGCGAUUUUGUUUCUGAAAUGGUGUCAUCGGACUUGUCUCCGAGUUACAAUUGUUCACAAGUAGCACAGCCUCAACAAAUGGCCUUGUCUGUAGAUCCAACGAAUGUUUACAAUCCACCCAGUUCACUGCAAUAUCCUGGAGUCGAGGAAGAAUCGACAGUAAGACCGGAAAGUCCACCAAGCACUUCCUCCAGUCACAGUGACUUGAGCAGUCCCAGCUUCAACAGGGAUUCUGAAUUCGAGUUAAAUCCCAAAGCUCAAGAAGGCUCACAAUCGACCAAUGAUAAAGAGGAGGGUGGUAGCUUUGAAUCAGAUUCAGCAUCCACCAUAACACCACGCACAAUCCUGAGCGCACAAAGUUCGGUGGGACAGUUCGGAGUAGGGAAGAGACGUUCUUUAGCAACGUCGAGCAUCAACGACACCGAACGUCCUGCCACAUCUUACAGGACUUCUCGUCUCAGUAGAUUUGUUGUUCCAAUACAACCAAGCGCAGCAAGUCUCCAGCGUCAUCCAAGUGUUGGCAACGUUUUGGCGAGGGCAUCGAGUUUUGGUACAGGGCCAUUUUCUCGACAGACGAGCAACAGCAGCAACGAGAGCGAAUCGUCCACGGUUUCUCGACAAUUUUCAUUGGGUACCAGUGGGCAGAAGCAAGCCAACGAGGGCGUGCAAAGACAGGGUUCCAACGUGACUGGAAACGGUGUUCUACGACAGGGUUCUCAAGGAUCUUUGUUCGAACAAAUAGCCAAUCAAGCGAAGGAUUUGGUUCGAGAAACUACUAGGCAGAGCAGUCAGGAUGGAAUUCUUGCUCAGAUGGACAAGUUAAAACAUCAGGCAAAAGAGAAGAUCACAGAAGCUGGGGAAGAUAGUCUCUUUGCGCCAUUGGAACAAUUGACGCAACAGACAAAGAAAGCAGUAGGAGAGGCAACGAAAUCCGUGCAAGAAGCUUCGAAAACCGCUUUGGAGGCGAGCAAAACUGCAGCUGGAGUCAGCAAAAAUACACUCGAUGAUUUAACGUAUGUGAGCAAGAGCACUUUUGGAGAUUUGACAAAAAGUGCCAAAGAAGUUGCUGCGAAGAAAGGUUUACUCAAGGGACUUAGCGACACGCAGCAUUCACCUCCAUCGCCUCCUGGAAUAUUACAACGAAGAGAUUCGAGUAGUACACAAUUGGUCGCUUCGGAUAAUCGCGCAGGGCGGCGGGAAAUCGGACGUGAUUUUUUCAGCAAUAUUAGUAGUGAUUUAAAUGGCAUUGCUGCGCAAACGAGCAACAUGUUUAGCGAUCUGUUUGGCAGUAAAAAUAGUUCUAGAAAUACCGGUCUCCCACAGUCGCAAAAAGCGGAUAAGAAGACACCGAUACUCGGACCUUUUCCUAAAAGUAAAACAGGAUUGGUGGAACGAUCAUCGUUGAUAAAACACUCGACGAACAAAGCUAAUCAGGAAGACAUCCAGAGGAUGCAGAAUGCAGAGAGGUCUAGUACAAAUAGCGACAAUCAAGCUUUCCUGACUGAUGUGGUGAAUCAAGUUUUAACCGGUGAAGGCGUUGGCUGGCUGAAAUUGAAUAGGCUAAAAAAAUUAAUGGAGGAUGAAAGCUAUCGAGACUUGGUAGUGACGAAAUUGAAUAAAGGGCUUAAUAAAAAAAUUAGUCCUGAUGAUCAUAUCGAUGAUGUGUAUAUCUCGAAGCCAGUUUACAAGGGAAUGCUAAAGUGCCUUCAAGCAGUGGCUCAUGGUCUUGGACACACUUACAAUAAUUUCGGCCUGGGAGGAAUGGCAUCGGUUUAUCAGUUAAUGGAAAUCGCACAUACUCACUAUUGGAGCAAGGAUCUUUCAGAGGGAGGUUUCGAUAGUUCUUUAAUGUCUCAGACAUCUAGUCCAUUUGGCAGCAAGGAAAACUUGAGGUCUCCGCAGUCUCCUACUCAUCCUGAAUUCUCAGACGCAUCUCAAAGAUCGGAUGCACCUCAAGUUCAUUUGGAAAUGCCACACGGUCAUUCAACAGCGCAUGAAGGUAGCCAAUCGACGACAGACAUGUUCCUCGAUAUGUUCACUAAAAAAGGAAAGUUCCUCAGCAGGCUAACGUCCUUCGACUCUGAGAGUGGGCGGGGAGGUGGAACAGGAAGCAGCGAAGCUUUAUCCACAGAUGGAGGUAGCAUAAUCACUAAUCCUGCUUUUCGUCAAGCGCACCAGGCUUCUUUCCGAAGCACUGUCUCUGAUAGCGAGGUCGAACAAGGCAAUUUUUCACGACAGCCGAAGCAACGAACCGGAAGCGUUUGGUCCAGCAAAUCUUCUUUAAGUACCGGUUUUCGAUAUCAUGGAGGAAGCUUGGUACCAACUACGACCGCUCCUAGUCCUGAAGCUGCAAGAACGUAUUUAUUCGAAGGUUUGUUGGGGAAAGAAAGAUCAUCGCUUUGGGAUCAGAUGCAAUUUUGGGAGGAUGCAUUUUUAGAUGCAGUGUCUCAAGAAAGAGAUAUGAUCGGCAUGGAUCAAGGUCCAGGAGAAAUGAUGGAAAGAUAUAAGAGUUUGAGCGAAAGUGAAAAGAAACGAUUGGAACACGAUGAAGAUAGACUAUUGUGCACUCUGUUGCACAAUUUGACUGCUAUUUUAGUAAUGCUGAACGUGGAUAAAAACGAGGUGAAACGUAAAGUGAGAAGAUUAUUGGGAAAAAGCCACAUCGGUCUGAUCUACAGUCAGGAGCUCAAUCAACUUCUCGACCAAAUACAUAAUCUCUAUGGAAACGAUAUAGAUCUAAAGCCUCUCACAUCCAGACAAAUGCACCGUCAAUCGUUCACCGUGCAUGCUGGCGUCGAUGCAGAAGGUGAUUUACGAUUUCUCGAGGUUCGCCACGAUGGACUUGUCCUUAGAUCUGUGAAUGGCGUGAUUGUCGAAAGAUGGUGGUAUGAGCGUUUGGUGAAUAUGACUUACAGUCCGAAGAACAAAGUAUUGUGCCUUUGGCGACGAAAUGGCGGACAAACGCAACUGCAUAAGUAUUAUACCAAAAAGUGCAAGGAUCUAUACUAUUGCAUAAAAGAUGCAAUGGAGAAGGCAGCAGCUCGUGGACGUGGCGCGAAUGUGGGUGCUGAACUUGGAGGUGAAUUUCCGGUUCAGGACAUGCGCACCGGUGAGGGUGGUCUUCUUCAGGUUUGCAUGGAGGGCGUGGGUCUCCUCUUCGCAAAUAGCAAGGAUUUCGAGUUUUUUGUAAGACUCGAUCAUAUCCGCAAGUGCUUUACUCAGAAGGAUGGGAUCUUUGUAUUGGAAGAAUUCAAUCCUAAAACUAGACAAGUAAUUCAACGUAAAUAUAAGUCUCAAAUGGCAGAUCAAAUCUGUUACUCGGUUCUCUGUGUAUUCUCUUACUUGGCCGCUGGUAUGGAGCAACGGAAGCAACAACAGAACCAACAGCAACAUCCUCAACACCAAUUCCAUCUCCAACCCCAACAACAGCAACCACCACCGCAAUAUCAGCAAUCGCAACGUCAACAAACAACAUCAACACAUCAAAAACAACAACAACAUCAACAAUAUCAGCAAACCCAACAACGUGUACAGUAUCAACAACAGCAACGUCAACAGCAGCAAUCUCAUAGCCAACAAUAUUCAGGUAGUAACGCCGGCCAAAAUAAUCAAGGCCAUAGAAACACGCAAUCCGAUUCUUUUCCUAAGCAUCACUGACACAGAGGCAGACACUCGCUCCCAUUUGUGCAUAAUUACAAUAAGUGUGCCCCUUACGCUUGCUUACCCUGGGUGUAAGUCUUCGUUUCACGGCCAAUCCACUUGCAUUGUUGAGGAAUUUAACGUUAAAUCUUCUUGAUGGAGAAGAAUAAAUAAAUUAAGGAAAAUUAAUAAAUUAAUUAAUUAUAAUCAAUUGUUGUUUAGUUUGUUUAAGUUGUUUAGUCAAUGAUAAGGUUAUUAUCCUAAUAUAAAUACUUAGUUUCAAUCCAAAAAUUCUUUGUAAAA